AUGCCCUACAUCUUGCACAAUAUAGUGAGGUUUUACAGCAGAUUUUGGUUUUAUUGUGAUUACUGUGACACGUACCUCACCCAUGACUCGCCCUCCGUGAGGAAAACCCACUGCAGUGGCCGAAAACACAAGGAGAAUGUGAAGGAUUAUUACCAGAAAUGGAUGGAGGAGCAAGCUCAGAGCCUGAUUGACAAAACAACGGCUGCAUUCCAGCAAGGCAAAAUCCCACCGACGCCGUUCUCGGCACCACCCCCUGCAGGAGCCAUGAUCCCACCUCCUCCCAGCAUCCCUGGACCCCCCAGGCCUGGCAUGAUGCCAGCCCCUCACAUGGGGGGGCCACCAAUGAUGCCAAUGAUGGGCCCACCUCCACCAGGAAUGAUGCCAGUUGGUCCUGCCCCAGGGAUGAGACCCCCGAUGGGAGGACACAUGCCAAUGAUGCCAGGGCCACCAAUGAUGAGACCACCCUCCAGACCCAUGAUGGUGCCAACCAGGCCAGGAAUGACCCGUCCAGACAGAUAAAGGUGGAAAUGAAGCUGCCUUUU
Messenger RNA from Chaetura pelagica (chimney swift), 542 nucleotides. It is a transcript of the gene SNRPC, whose product is annotated as small nuclear ribonucleoprotein polypeptide C. Lineage: Eukaryota; Metazoa; Chordata; Aves; Apodiformes; Apodidae. Gene Ontology annotation, cellular component: U1 snRNP; nucleus. Gene Ontology annotation, biological process: spliceosomal snRNP assembly; mRNA 5'-splice site recognition; mRNA splicing, via spliceosome. The record is from RefSeq and is a predicted model, not a curated record. Gene Ontology annotation, molecular function: pre-mRNA 5'-splice site binding; zinc ion binding. Bases 1 to 519 code for a protein of 172 amino acids. The transcript has 6 exons.